Messenger RNA from Debaryomyces fabryi, 435 nucleotides. RefSeq names its product Erg28p (gene ERG28). Lineage: Eukaryota; Fungi; Ascomycota; Pichiomycetes; Serinales; Debaryomycetaceae. Bases 1 to 435 code for a protein of 144 amino acids. The transcript has a single exon. Gene Ontology annotation, cellular component: endoplasmic reticulum; membrane. Gene Ontology annotation, molecular function: protein-macromolecule adaptor activity. The record is from RefSeq and is a predicted model, not a curated record.
AUGAUCCCAUAUUUCCAAUCAUUCUUACCAACAACUACAUCCCAAGGAGGAUACUUGCCCCAUUGGUUAUUGUUCAUAUCCGUUGUGUCAAUUUUUAACUCCUUGCAGACAUAUCAAUCUCCUGAUUUGACCUUAACCAGAAGAGUCUAUGAAUCAGCACCACCUACCGAAGUUACCAAGUUGAGUGCCAGAACAUUCGGUACUUGGACCUUCAUUACAUCAAUUAUCAGGUUUUACGGUGCAUAUUACUUGGUCGGUAAUAAACAGAUUUACGAAUUAUGUAUGUGGAGUUUUGUUGUAGCAGGUGGACAUUUUAUUAGUGAAUGGUUGUACUUCGGUAACUGUAAAUUGGGCAAGGGAUUGGCUGGCCCAUUGAUUGUCAGCUCCACUAGUUUACUCUGGAUGUACUUGCAAAAAGACUUUUAUCUUAAUUAA